Mugil cephalus (flathead mullet) is the source of this 2348-nucleotide messenger RNA. RefSeq lists its product as uncharacterized. The transcript is spliced from 10 exons. The coding region runs from base 321 to 2120 and encodes 599 amino acids. Lineage: Eukaryota; Metazoa; Chordata; Actinopteri; Mugiliformes; Mugilidae. The record is from RefSeq and is a predicted model, not a curated record.
GUGCGCAGCCUACGGCUGCAGGACAGGUCCGGGACAGGGGAAAAAGCUCCACCAUUUCCCCCGUGAACGAAGCCGGAGAAGAUUAUGGGAGCAGAAGGUUAAAAGGAAGAACUGGGUGGCAAGUGAUUUCUCCCUAUUAUGUGAGGAAACAUAACCCGUUACUCAAAAUACCGCCAUCUUGGACAUCGCGCAAUGCAUUGUGGGCUUUCGCCGAAGCCCUGUAGCUCUGCCUCUGGGAUUGAAAGAGUCCACCGCAAUCGACAGCAACAAGUGUUCGCAGCGGGAGUUUCGGUUAUUUGAAAUAAUUUUCAUUCAUAACAAUGGGUGGAUCCAAUCGAUGUACUGUGCACGGAUGUAGCAAUGAUCGCCGAUAUAAAUCCAAGUGGAUAAUCAAAGAUCAUGUUCCUGAGCUCAGGUUCCACCUAUGCCCCCCCAAAUGGCGCCAUCUGUGGGUGAAGCUCAUCAACAGAAACAAACUAACCAAGAUCAGUGAUUACAUCAGAAUCUGCAGCAAUCAUUUUGUACUGGGCAAACCAAUUGGAAAACAGCCCCAUCCAUGCCUGUACAUGAGGGGGUAUUCAGACAAGGAUAGCCACAGUGACAACAUUGAGAUUCAAAGAAUCAUUCGCAACUGGUUUCUGGAUAAUGAUGAAAACACAUAUCUGACUACAAGGCGUGGGAAGGUGAAGAGAAAGAGUGCUGAGGACAUUCCCACAAAAAAGAGAAGAAGAGGCCUCAAGGAUGAAGCUUCCAGUGAGUCCCCAGGACCCAAUGUGGAUAGCUUGACGCGCUGUCUUCCCAAUCAUCUUGGAGGACGUCAGGAUCAGGACCACUUUGAUGAAACUCAGUAUGAGAGGGCCAGAGCUGAUGGCCUGAGGAAGCUCAAACCGAAUGCUGUCCCAACGCAGUUCACGUUCACACCACGGCCCCUUGAGAGAUGCACCAGGUGCUGCAAGAGACGAGACCAACCAUGUCUUGGUAGAAAGGAACACGUACAGCUCGACCAUUCGUAUUGUUCUACAGAAUGUCCUACGUCCCCUAAAGUUAAAACAGAUAUCAAAGAUGGUCUGACGGACAAUGUGUGCACUGACGGGGCUGUGAGCGGGGACACGGCCAGCGGGGACAAACAGUUGAACAUCUCGAAAAACCAGUGUGUCGAGGAACUCCGCGCGGAAGUCGCAAGGCUUCGACGACAGAUGGAGGAGAACGCCGUCAACAGCAGGUUCUGCUUGGAGCGUUUUUCUGCGUCUGAUGAGGACAUCCAAUUCUAUACAAGAUUUGCAAGUCAUGCCCACUUCAUAGCCUUUUGGAGACAAAUAGAGCCGGCCGCCAACAAGAUGGUACAGGUUACAAGACCAUGCUGCAUUGGUCUGACUAACCAGGUCCCCCACGCUGCAAGUGCAAUGAUUCUUCAACCCGUCGAUGAGUUUUUCCUUUUCAUGAACUACUUGUCAUUGGGUCUGAAGCUGAAGGGUUUGGCCCAACGAUUCAGGGUUCCCCGCUCGGCCGUGAGCCGGAUCGUAAACACGUGGGCUGACUUCCUUUACGCUGUACUAGGAGCUGUGGGUAUUUGGAUGGACGAGGAGACGGUCAGAGCUCACCUUCCAGACGUGUUCCAGGAUUACUCCGACACCCAGAUCAUUUUAGACUGUGUAGGACUCCGUUGCCAAAAAAGACGUUCUCUUCUCCUUCAGAGCGAGGUGCUUUCUAGUCGUAAAUCCCACUGUACGUUUAAAGGGUUGAUCGGUUUGGCCCCUCACGGCGCCGUGACAUUCGUGUCGUCUCUCUACGAGGGCGCCAUUAGUGACAAAGGGAUCUUAAAGCAGUCUGGAAUAGUGCCGCUCCUGAAUCCGUCUAUGGCCGUCAUGGUGGACGAGGGCUUCCUCGUGGGAGACUGUUUACCCUGCAGAGUCCACAUCCCUUCCUUCCCGUCUAAGAGGACACCGCUGUCUGGGUCAGAGGUCAUAAAGACUCACGUUGAGCGUCUCAUUCGCAGGGUGAAGGAGCAUAAAAUAUUCAGCACGGUGAUUCCACUGUCGCUCACAGCCAGCAUCAACCAGCUCUACACGGUUGCCUGUCUGUUAGUCAACUAUGAACACGGGCCCUUGGUUAAAGCGUGAGCGAGCUAAUGCUAAUCUCUAUGCAGAGAGACAGGUGGUAAUGUAUCGUAAAUAAUGAAUCAUCAGAAUCAGAAUAUGCGCUCGUUGACCGUCUUUUUUGUCGUGACCUGUGAAUAUGUUGCCGUACAAAUACGUGCGUUGCUCUCAGUGGGAGCCACAGUCGUAACUCCACAGAACUUGUCCCAUUUAAGUUCCAUUUUGUCAACUGUAUUUGACACAGCCUCAAAA